Messenger RNA from Glarea lozoyensis ATCC 20868, 282 nucleotides. RefSeq lists its product as uncharacterized. Bases 1 to 282 code for a protein of 93 amino acids. Lineage: Eukaryota; Fungi; Ascomycota; Leotiomycetes; Helotiales; Helotiaceae. The transcript is spliced from 4 exons. The record is from RefSeq and is a predicted model, not a curated record.
AUGGCGCGAGGACUUCAAAAGAUCGAAGCGCAAGCCAAAGCCAAUGCGGCCAAAAACAAAGGUGGCCACUCGACUCUCAAGAGCGACAAAGGCAUGAAAUAUCAGUGUGUGACAUGCAAACAAGAGAUUGACAGUUUAAGUAACAUGAAGACUCACUGGACUUCAAAACAUCCAAAGCUUGACACACCUACGGAUGAAUUUGCUAGUAUGAGCAAGGCGCCAGCUGUUGCUGAGGCGAGUGGAAGCGCAAAGAAUGCGAAGAACGGAAAAGGAGGCAAAUAG